AUGGGCAAGCGGCGAUCGCUCUCGCACCGAGGUUUCCUUCUAACAGCCAACGGCCUUUGGCAAGAAACCAAAGACGUUUUGGUGGCGGAGCUGACAAAUCAAGGUGUGAGCGCUCAGAAGCAGAGCCAGGUGUGGUUCACCCUGGGCUGCGAUCAUCAGCGCCAGCAGCGCUACGCUGAUGCUGAGCGAUGCUUCCGACGCGCCGCAGAAGGCGGAGACGUGGAGGCGGCCAUGCGGCAGGCGCUACUUUUGGCCAAGCGCGGUGCCACAGCAGAGGCAAAGCCCUUGCUUCAGCGGGUCCUCCGCCAGCGGGGUAAUGACCUGGGUGCGAGGUGGAAUCUCGGACUACUCGAAGCGCACGAAGGGGAUUUGGAAGCCGCUCGCCAGAGUUUGAACGGGGCGAUUGAAUUGGCCAAAGAGUUGGGCCUCUCCCCACGGCGGCUGGCAAUGAUCUACGAACCGCGCAUCUAUGAAGCAGAACUUAAGGACGAGGCAGCCGCUUUUGAGGCCUUCGCUUCAGACUUGGCUCCUGCCCUUGGCCAGCUGCGGAGAUUGGUGGCCAGCCCUUCGUGGCUGAUGACUUGGGCCGUUGAGACCGUCCAGUCCUUUGGCCCGGACGUCACCUCGGCAUCCUACGGGGAGACCUUCUUCAAGUCCUGGAAGGCGGUGAUCGACCACCCUGAGAUGGUGAAGGUCGUUGAGAAGUCUCCAGCUGUGGUGAUCAUGGGAAGCUCCUUAGGAUACACCUGCCUUUUCUUUGCAGCAGUGGGCAUUCCAUGCACAGGCUAUGAUCUGUUGAAGCAGAGCAUGGUGCAGACUGCCCAGGAGUACGUUUGCUCUGCACCAUUGCAGGUCCCUGUGGAGUUCAAGGUGGGAGAUGCCUCAGAAGCGCCCUUGAUUUCGAGGUUUCAGACGCCCAACAUGCCCAGCAUUCUGUGGCUAAAUGACGAGGUGUGGCCAGCAGAGCUGAGAGUGGCCGUGAAGGAACGUGCAGCAACGGAGUUGACCGUCGGGUCCAUGGUGGUGAGCAGGGAGGCCGAGGAACAGAUCUGGCUGCUGAGAUACCUGGAUGACAGGGAGGUGCAGGGAGGAGCUAUGAAGCGCAUCCAUGGCUUCGUUUGGCUGUCACUGGUCUCCGUGGCGAAGCGUGUCUCCCAAGAGAUGGGCGAUCCUUCUGGAGGGCCCGGAUCCAGAGAUUCACUUGUGGGCUAUCAGAUCCGUUUGGAGAAGAAGGUCUCGAGCUCCACACGGCUUCUCUUCUGUACGGUGGGCGUUUUGCUGAAGCAGAUGCAACAGGGCCUCGGAGCCCUGUCGAAGGUGACCCAUAUUUUCAUCGAUGAGAUCCACGAGCGGAGUGCCGACUGCGACUUGCUCCUGCUCCUUCUCCGGCAGAUCCGGACGACUCGUCCAGAUCUGCGAUUGGUCUUGAUGAGUGCAACCAUGGAAACCGACAAGCUCGUGCGAUACUUCGGAAGCCCCAGCUCAGUGCCUGUCCUGAGCAUCCCUGGGCGCACCUUCCCAGUGCAGCAAUUCUGGUUGGAAGACGUUGUUCAGAUGACAGGAUAUCGGUGCGAAGAGGACAGCGAGUUUGCAAAGCGAGGUUGGAGUCGUGGUUGGAACACCGAGAAGAAGACCUUCCAGGUGGCAGACAAAGGCAAGACCAAAAAUAUAACGGCUUUCAUUGAUGAGGAGGAGGAUUGGGGCUGCGACGAUGAAGCAGAGACCUGUGACGCGAGCUACGAGGCUGAAACGAUGCGAGCUUUGUCCUACAUGGAUCACACACGCAUUAACUACGACCUCCUGGAGCUUUUGCUGGAAUACAUCGAGGGAUCUGACCAGUUUGCCCACGUUCCGCGAGACCAGGGGGCGAUUUUAGUCUUUUUGCCGGGCAUGAUGGAGAUCACCAAGAUGCAUGAACGCUUGAGAGGAAAUCCCCUCUUCAGCGAUCCCAGUUCCUGUCUUGUGUUGACACUCCAUAGCAUGCUGAGUGGCGAGGAUCACGCCAAGGUCUUUGAUGCUCCACGGAAAGGUGUGCGGAAGAUCGUCCUAAGCACCAACAUUGCCGAGACCGGUGUGACGAUUCCGGACGUGGUCUUUGUGGUUGACUCCGGAAAAGUGAAAUGUCAAAGAUAUCACGAGCCUUCCAACACUUCAUCCUUGAAAGAGCAGUUCAUCUCAAAAGCAGAGGUGAUGCAACGCAAAGGUCGUGCCGGGCGAGUUCAAAAAGGCUUUGGAUUUACUUUGCUGACCCAGAACCGUUUCCAGUUGAGACUUCAGGCAAUGCCAACGCCUGAGAUUUUGAGGUGCUCGCUCAUGGAGUUAAUGCUGUCAGUCUUGAGCUCGGGCUUGCAGCCCAGCUGUUUCUCGGAAGCCCUGGACCCACCGCCCAAGUCCCGUGUGGAUCAGGCGGUGACCACCUUGCGGGCCACCGGGGCGGUGGAAGAGGGAGUUAGACCAGCAGAUGCAGUGCGGUGGAGCAGAGAAGAAGAAGAGACAUGGUACGUGAUCACACCUGUGGGUCAAUGUCUUGCUCGCUUGCCCUGUGAUGUGCGACUGGGCAAGAUGGUCCUAUACUCCGCACUGUUCGGCGGAGUUGAGGCGGUUUGGACAGUUGCAGCCACCCUGACUCACAGAUCUCCGUUGGCUUCUCCUUUUUCGGAGAGCAAACGCGCGCAAGCGAGGGCAGUGCACUGCGCUGAGCUGCUUCCGAAGGCAGGACCUCCGUCUGACCACUUGGCUCUCCAUACUGCCUACGUGAAAUGGGACGAAGCACGACGAAAUCGCGUUGCAGAGAGCUUCUGCAAAAAGAGCUGGCUGAACAACCAGGUGCUUCAGACCAUCCGGGACAUACGCAACGACUUCUUAGAGUCCCUGCGAGGUGAAGGCUUUGUAGAGACCUUCUCGUCCAGCGAGAUUCCCAAGCAGGACUUGAGUUCUGUCCACACUGUGAAUGCCCUGCUGCUUGCCGGGCUCUAUCCCAAUGUGGCCAGAAUAGAUGUGCCGAAGUCGGCCACGGAGAAGUUCCCCCUCCUUUCGGCUGGCUCAGAACAGUUGAAGCUGCAUCCUGGCUCGCUGUGCCAUGGGAAGAUUGAAGGGCUGCAUCGCACCAACCAUCGAUGGAUUUGCUAUCACACCAAGAUGAAGACUUCACAGGUCUUCUUGAGAGAUAGCUCCUUCUUGCCUCCAAACGCCUUGUUGCUCUUCGGGGGCGAAGCCAAUAGCCUGAGCAUCCACCCAUGGGAGAAGAGCGUCUCCAUUGGGACAGGCAGUGAGAAACAUUGGCACACUGUGAAUGUAGCUCCCCGGAUUGCUGCGCUGCUGCGGCAGCUGCGGCAUUCCUUUGAUCAGCUGCUCCGGCGCAAGGCGACCUCGCCGUCCAGCCCUCUCGAUCCUGAGCAGAAGUCGAUCUUGGCGGCGUACAUCGCCGUGAUCAAUUCUGUGGAAGAUUCGUAG
Molecule: messenger RNA, 3453 nt
Organism: Durusdinium trenchii
Lineage: Eukaryota; Dinophyceae; Suessiales; Symbiodiniaceae
Source: the annotation of a GenBank genome assembly